Molecule: messenger RNA, 5949 nt
Organism: Aspergillus nomiae NRRL 13137
Lineage: Eukaryota; Fungi; Ascomycota; Eurotiomycetes; Eurotiales; Aspergillaceae
Product: nucleoporin family protein
Exons: 7
Coding region: 1-5844 (1947 amino acids)
Biological process (GO): RNA export from nucleus; protein import into nucleus; post-transcriptional tethering of RNA polymerase II gene DNA at nuclear periphery
Cellular component (GO): nuclear pore cytoplasmic filaments; nuclear pore
Molecular function (GO): structural constituent of nuclear pore
Source: RefSeq, a predicted model, not a curated record
AUGUCUUUCGGAUUCGGAGGAUUUGGUCAAAACAACCAGAGCUCCGGAUUUGGAGCUGGCUCUGGCUUCGGUGGGACGAGUUCUGGAGGAGGCUUUGGAUCUACAUCGUCCCCAUUUGGUGGCGGUAACACAUCAGGCGGUGGCCUGUUUGGGAAUACUUCCAGUAGCUUUGGUUCCGGAGGAGGAUUCGGAACGGGCACGCAGAAUCAGUCAAACUCACUUUUUGGCAGCCAAAACCGGACUGGCGGCUUUGGGGCUGGGACUUCAACAACCGGUGGAAGUCUUUUUGGAGGCAGUGCAGGAGGUACAACAGCAACAACUACCGGCGGUGGUUUUGGUGGUUUCGGUUCAACCGGAAACACUGGAGGCUUCGGAAGCUCCAAUAACACCACCGGUGGAGGCCUCUUUGGCAACAAGACUGGCACCGGCACCGGCACCGGCACUGGCACUGGCGCCGGCUUUGGUAGUUCAACUGGUACAGCAGGUGGCUUUGGCACAAGUGGCGGCUUUGGAAGCGGCACUACUGGCUUUGGUAGUGGAAGUGGAACUGCAUUCCAGCAGGCCGUUCCUCCAUCAGAUGGUACUGGUAGCACGCCAUUCAGCCCUUUUACCGAAAAGGAUGGAAGCACAAAUGUAACCAACCAUUACCAAAGCAUUUCUUUCAUGCAGCCAUACAACAAAUACUCAUUUGAGGAGCUGCGUCUGGGCCGGUGCUUUUGGUACGUCGCAUUCGGUGGAAGCGGUUUUGGUCAACAGCAACAGUCGACUGGGUUUGGAAGCACUUCUUCCCCCUUCGGUGGCACCAGCGCCCCUGCCUUCGGCCAGGCACAGACCCAAACCACUGGUGGGUUUGGCUCCACCACUAGCAACCCCUUGUUUGGGUCCAAUAAACCAGCGACCUCUUUAUUCGGAGGAGGGGCUACUUCAACGGGAACGUCACAGCCCAGCUUAUUCGGCGGGGCCACCGCGACUGCCGGCGGCUUUGGUAGCACAGCCAACACCGGAACUGGCUUUGGAGCUGGUGCAUCCGGUGGUCUCUUUGGCAACAGCAACAACAAUAAUACUCAACAGCAACAACAAAACAAGUCCUUGUUUGGUGGAGGCGGUACGUCUACCGGGACAGGCUUUGGUGGCUUUGGACAGCAGAACACCAGUACGUCUACGCCAUUUGGUGGUACUACUGCUACCUCGUCCCCGUUUGGCGGCGGUCAGCAGCAGCAGCAGCAGCCCCAGCAGACUGGGGGAAGCGCAUUCGGUGGGUUUGGUCAACAGAACCAGCAGAACCAGGCUCAGACUCAGAACAAAGGGCUGUUUGGCGGUUUUGGACAAAACAAUCAACAGCAACAGUCCUCGACACCUAGCCUAUUCGGAGGUGGCGGCGCUACUACGGGAGGCUCUUCUCUGUUUGGCCAGAAUACUCAGCAGCCAUCGACUGGCGGUUCCUUGUUCGGAGGCGCGAACCAGCAAUCCGGAACUGGAUCGCUAUUCGGUGGGGGGGCUCAGCAGCAAGGCCAAAAGACUGGACUAUUUGGGUCUGGCACCACCGGUACACCAACUGCAACCAACACAUUCGGAGGCUUUGGUAAUACUCAGAAUCAGCAGGCCGGAACUGGUGGCCUGUUCAAUGCACAGAACCAGCAACAGCAAAAGCCCAGUCUUUUCGGUGGGAGCACCGGCACCAGCGGUUCCUUGUUUGGAGGCGGUGCUACAACCACUCCAAACACGGGCUCCUCGCUUUUUGGUAACACACAAAACCAGCAGCAGCCGCAGACUGGGGGUCUCGGAAUGGGUACAUCCAGCCUCUUCGGAAGCACGCAGCAAACACAAGCUCAGCAGCAACCUCAGCAGCCGGUGCCUGGUAGCCUGCAGGCCUCCCUCUUGGACCCAAACCCAUACGGGAACCAGUCCAUCUUCUCUGGUCUGCCUGCUCCAAGUGCUCCUAGCCCUGGUCCAUUGGCGACGCCGCUUGCUUCAUCUAUCAGGCAAAAACAACGUACCCCAUUGCCAGUUUACAAGAUCACACCCAACGCUGCUAACCGUCUCGUCACACCGCCAAAACGCCAAGGCUUCAGCAAGAGCUUCUCUACGAGUAACCUUCGCAAAACCUUUGACCCGGAGGCUGACAGCGUGUUGUCUCCAGGAGCCCUUUCCUCUGGCUCCUCUCGUCUGUCCAGCGGUAAUCUGAAGCGCCUUACCAUUGACCGCAGUCUGCGGAACGAUCUCUUCUCACGGCCCGCCAGUACACCUGCCGCUGCGAUCACGAAUGGCGAGGAUUCCGCCCAACCGACGGAUAAAGCCAAGAAGAAGGUCAGCUUUGAAUCUACCUCGGAUGCUACCACAGGAGGUGAGAUCGUACCGGUACAGUCUCAGCCCUCCGAGCCCACGCCAGAAGAGCUGGGUUUCCUCCGCUCAAUUCGCAAGAGCAAUACUGUCAACGGGCUCAAUGGGAUUAAAGAAAAUGGCACUCGGCCCGAGAUGGAAUCUGUCCGGGACAAGGAUCUUCCGGCUGUCCCUGAAGACUCUGAGCAGACCGCAGUCACCGAUGGCCAAUCACGGCUGGCUUUCGUCCCCGGCGGCGAUCCACAACCUGGCGAGUAUUGGAUGAAGCCCACCAGGGCUGAAUUGAGCAAGAUGAGCCGCGACCAGCUCAAGCAUGUAGUGGGCUUCACAGUCGGUCGCCAACAUUGUGGUCAAGUGACAUUUGAUGAACCCGUUGACUUGACCAACAUUGAUCUGGACCAAAUCUUUGGAGGUCUUGUUGAUAUCGGCGUGCGGAAAAUUACAGUGUAUCCAGAUGAAGCAAUCAAACCCCCUAGGGGCAAAGGGCUGAAUGUCCCAUCUAUCCUUCGAAUCGAAAAUUCCUGGCCGCGAGGCAGAGAUAAGAAGUCCCCAUCACCUCUCACCAGCGGGCCUCUUUUCGAAAAGCACGUCGAUCGCCUGAGGAAGGUCCACAACACUGAUUUUAUCGAUUACGAAACGGAAACGGGAACAUGGGUUUUCAAGGUGCCGCAUUAUACUACAUAUGGCCUUGAUUAUGAUAGCGAUGAUGAUGAAGGUGAGAGCCUCAACCAAAGCACUUUGAGUGCUGCUCCUGACACACCGACUCCGAAGGCUCAUACUCCCACCAAUCUCGAUAAUACAAUGACCUCAGAGCAGAUGUCCACCUUCUCGACAGAUGAUUCUUUUCUCGGGUCGGUGGCUGGUAUCGACGAUGACACAUUCGAUUUCAAAAAGCGUAAAUUAGUCCCAGGGUCGUUUGGCAACCAAGCGAUGGAAACAAUGGAGGAUGAACACUCGAAUUCCGGCGAAGAUGAGGAGUCUUUUUUAGGGGAAGGCUCCACGGGUUCAACUACUGAGCAAGAAGGUGACGAUGUCACUGAAAGCCAGCAGUCUGGCGAAUCAGAAGUUGAAUUAGAUGAGGACGAAGAAAUGGACAUGGCAGGCACCUUUCCCUCCCUUCAUCAUACCGUGGAGCGCGAUGAUACCAAAAGCAUCGUCAGCUUAAACGAAAACACACAGCCAUCUUUAAAACCAUGGAGUACGCCACCAAAGGCUCGUCUUGAUCUUAGCGGGGACUGGGCUGCGCAGCUCCAACGAACCAUUAGUCCCAGGAAGCAGGACCGCGACGCACUGCGUGAAAUCCAGGCCAAUGCCUUCACGGACAGGCCUCUCCACGAUGAUGACACCCAGGAGCCUGUUGCCGACACCCAGCAGAAAGGGUUCGCAACUAGUAUCGAUUUAAUGAACUCUUUGUUCCAACAACCGCGGAAACAGCAGGCACAGUCUCCUUUGAAGGCACGCAAUACGCAGCCUAGAGGUUUCGAGUGGCCGUAUAAUAAAAAGCCGAAGACAUUCGCUGGCGAUUCUAAUGAACUGAGUCAAGACGACCUUGCUUUCCACCACUCGUUCAAGCCGCGGUGGGGCCCAGCGGAUUCCAUAAUAUGUGUCAAGAACGGAAUGGAGAGCAUCCAUUCCGCGGAUGGCCGUUGGGACCAGAAGUUCUCUAUCACAAGCGAGGAGAGGGACAUCACUCUGCUGGCUUCGAGUAAGUCUCCAGAGUCGAAUGUUAUGCUCGAUACGCAGAAGAAGCAGACUACAAUAAGCCGCGUUGAUGAUGUUCCUCUGGCCCGAUUGACCAAGGCUGAUUUCCAGCAAUUCGCACAGACAUCUUCCAGCUUGGCGGAUUCUGACCAAGAGCGACUACUGUGGCAGUUGGCCAACAUUCUGUUCAAUGACGACAUUGAAGAUGACAUCUCUGCCGGCGUUCCACCCCAGCUUCGGUCAAAGUUUAUUCACCGCAUCAAGAAGGAUCGCUUCAGUCGACUGUGGGAAGGCAUUGUUAGAGAAAGGCACGCACAUACACUGGGCAAAGCCAAUUCAGCCGAGGAACAGGCUAUCUACUUGCUUUGUUCGCAUCGGGUUGAGGAGGCGUGCAAUGUCUUGAUAGCAAGUCAAAAUCUUCAUCUAGCCACCCUUGUCGCGCAAAUUGGUCGAGACCCCACCAUCCGUGCAGACAUGGCGAAACAAAUCGAGAUGUGGCGGCAGCAUAACGUUUAUUCGGAAAUGACCGAGCCUAUUCGAGCUCUGUACGAGCUUCUGGCAGGCAACGCCCUCCGCUGUGAAGGUAAAUCAGGCGGCGCACUGGAGGAUCGUGCUUCUACGUUCACCCUCACUGAACGUUUUGAACUCGAUUGGAUCCAGGCAUUUGGUCUUCGUCUGUGGUACGGAAUCACGGAUGAUGAACCUAUUGAGGCCGCGGUUUCAAAAUUCCUCACCGAUCUUAGUACCGGUGAUGAGCCCGCUUUCCCACAUCCGUUCCGUCAGGAGAGUGCCCGGAAAUCAUCGCAUUCGGCAUCCGAUACACUUGGUCUGGAGUCGCCUUUGUGGGUUCUGCUUAAGCUUUAUUCAAUGACUCUUGGAGUAGCUAAAGAUAUUCCAGCAAUGGAAUUCCCUGCUGCUCUGCUCCCGGAGUCCGUGAGCGGAGAUAAACUGUCGAACCGACUCUCCUUCCAGCUGUAUCAGCUCCUUGCCACUGCUGUCGGUCAACACGACGGCUUUAAGAUUGAUACCUUCCACGUGGAUCAAAUGGUAUGCGACUAUUCCUGGGAGCUCAGCCGUAGUGACCAGCUCGACCGGGCUUUAUUCGUUUUACUCCACCUCUCACGGCCCGAAGAUCGUGAGCGUGCCGUGAAAGAGACCCUGGCCAGGUUCGCUUCGCGGCUGCCCGACCAAACUACUCCUGAGGGAGUCCCAGAUACUACCUGGCACUAUCUUACUACAGACCUGCAGAUUCCCGAAGGCUGGAUCUGGGUUGCCAAGGCACUUUACGCUCGGGAUAUCGGAGAUGCCGCCCGCGAGGUGGACUGCCUUGUCCGUGGCAAGAAUUGGGAUGAUGCGCAUGCUACUUUCUGCCGCAUUGUCGGACCAACCGCCGUUAUCGAACGUGACUACGCAACGUUGGAAACCUUGGUGUCAGGCUUCGGCGAGGCCCCCGAGCGCAAGGUCAGAGGAUGGACCAGUGGCGGCGGUGUAUAUGAGGACUUCCUGCGCUUAGCGACAGCAAAGAGCGGCAAGCGGGAUGCCACCAGGUUGAAUCGCUUGGUGAAUGCACUGGUUGCGAUGGGUAAUCAGAUCAGCCAAGGAUCGGGUGUCGAAGGAUUGGAAGAACGAGUGGCUUUCAAGGAAAUGAGCCGGGCGAUUGCUAGCUGGACGGCACACGAAGAUAGCAAGGUGGUCGAGUUCUCUAGUGUGCUUAGUUUGCCUUUGACGGGCGAUGCGCGAAUCAUGCAGACCGCCGAAAUGAGUCGACGGUAUUACGGUAUCAUCAUGGCGGGUGCCUAUUAAGCGUCUUUUUUCUUUUCGUUUUUGCUACGUUUCUUUGGUGUCAUCCCUACAUGUAACCUAGUGUAAAUUUCCCCCCCUGUUAUAAUCCUUCUUGGAUUCCGCAUU